GUCCUUUUCCGUUUCUGAUGCUUGGGUUCUCUGUGUUUUUUUUAGUAAUUGGUGAUGUCCGGUGGGAUUCUCUGUGUGUUGAUUCUUCUUUUCUAUAGUUUCUAGUUGGGUUGUGUACUUAUGUGUUCUCCAUAGGAGCUUCUGUAAAAAGGGUUGUUUGUAACUUAGUAUGAACCGUGUCUGAGGGUAUAAGCGUUGAAGCUGGGCUUUCUUGUUUUAACGGGAAAGAGCUAUUAUGGGGUUUGAGCCAUUGGAAUGGUACUGCAAGCCGGUGAAGCAUGGCAUAUGGACAAGAGCAGUGGAUAAUGUUUUUGGUGCAUACACGCCUUGUGCAACCGGCUCUUUGGUUGUCGGUAUCUCUCACUUGAUUCUGUUGGGUCUGUGCCUUUAUCGGAUAUGGCUCACAGCAAAGGAUCACAAGGUGGAGAGGUUCUGCUUGAGGUCAAAACUUUAUAGUUAUUUGCUGGGGUUGUUGGCUGCUUAUGGUGCUACUGAGCCUUUGUUCAGAUUGAUCAUGGGAAUCUCAGUGUUGGAUUUAGAUGGAUAUGGGGUUCCUCCAUACGAGACGUUCAUCUUGUUCCUCGAAGCUCUUACUUGGGGAUCUGUAUUUGUCAUGAUCGUUCUUGACACUAAGAUAUAUAUCCGUGAAUUCCGUUGGUAUGUCAGAUUCGGUCUCAUCUAUGCUCUCGUAGGGGACAUGGUCUUGCUAAAACUUGUUCUCUCUGUAAAGGAGUUCUGUGACAGUUCUGUACUCUAUCUUUACAUCAGCGAGGUUGCCAUUCAGGUUCUGUUUGGAAUCCUCUUGUUUGUGCAUCUUCCUGAUUUGGACCCUUAUCCUGGUUACACACCAUUACGGGUUGAAACUGUGGAUGAUUACGAGUAUGAAGAACUUCCUUCUGGAGAACAAAUAUGUCCUGAAACCCGCGCGAACUUAUUUGCCAGAAUCUUCUUCUCAUGGAUGAAUCCACUGAUGACUCUUGGAUAUAAAAGGCCUCUUACGGAGAAGGAUGUAUGGCAUCUGGAUACUUGGGAUCGUACCGAAACUCUAAUCAGGAGCUUCCAGAGAUCCUGGGGUAAGGAACUAGAAAAGCCGAAACCAUGGCUUCUGAGAGCAUUAAAUAGCAGUCUUGGAGGAAGGUUUUGGUGGGGAGGUUUUUGGAAGAUCGGAAAUGAUCUUUCCCAAUUUGUGGGGCCUCUUUUACUGAAUCAGCUCCUAAAGUCAAUGCAACAAGAUGAUCCAGCUUGGAAAGGCUACAUCUACGCUUUCUCAAUCUUUGUCGGAGUGGUGUUGGGUGUGCUAUGCGAAGCUCAAUAUUUUCAGAAUGUGAUGCGUGUUGGUUACCGGCUAAGAUCUACGCUGAUUGCUGCUGUAUUUCGCAAAUCGCUGAGGCUAACUAACGAGGGCCGUAGGAAAUUUCAAACCGGAAAAAUAACUAACCUAAUGACAACUGAUGCUGAAUCCCUUCAGCAAAUUUGCCAAUCACUGCAUACGAUAUGGUCGGCUCCAUUUCGUAUAAUCAUAUCGCUGGUCCUCCUCUAUCAGCAACUGGGUUUCGCCGCUCUCAUUGGUGCACUGAUGCUGGUGCUUAUGUUCCCUUUACAGACUGUUAUUAUAAGCAAAAUGCAGAAGUUGACGAAGGAGGGCUUGCAGCGUACUGACAAGAGAAUCGGUCUUAUGAAUGAGAUUCUAGCAGCGAUGGAUACAGUAAAGUGUUAUGCUUGGGAAAACAGUUUCCAGUCCAAAGUUCAAACUGUACGGGAUGACGAGUUAUCUUGGUUCCGCAAAGCACAACUGCUUGGAGCGAUGAAUAUGUUCAUAUUAAACAGCAUUCCUGUCCUUGUGACUAUUGUUUCGUUCGGUGUGUUCUCGUUGCUUGGAGGAGAUCUGACACCUGCUAGAGCAUUUACAGCGCUUUCUCUUUUCGCCGUGCUUCGUUACCCCUUAUUCAUGCUUCCCAACAUUAUAACUCAGGUGGUGAAUGCUAAGGUAUCAUUAAACCGUUUGGAAGAGGUGUUGUCGACAGAGGAGAGGGUUCUUUUACCCAAUCCUCCAAUUGAACUGGGAGAACCAGCCAUCUCGAUAAGGAACGGAUAUUUCUCUUGGGAUUCAAAGGCAGAUAAGCCGACACUGUCAAAUAUCAACUUGGAUAUACCUGUUGGUAGCUUAGUUGCGGUGGUUGGCAGUACAGGAGAAGGAAAAACUUCCUUGAUAUCUGCCAUGCUCGGUGAACUUCCUGCAGUAUCUGAUGCGGUAGUAACUCUUAGAGGAUCCGUUGCUUAUGUCCCUCAAGUUUCGUGGAUCUUUAACGCAACUGUACGCGACAAUAUAUUAUUCGGCUCUCGUUUUGACCACGAGAAGUAUGAUAGGGUGAUCGAUGUGACAGCCCUGCAGCAUGACCUUGAGUUACUGCCUGGUGGUGAUCUCACAGAGAUUGGAGAAAGGGGUGUAAACAUUAGCGGAGGACAAAAGCAGAGGGUUUCUAUGGCUAGAGCAGUCUAUUCAGAUUCAGAUGUGUACAUCUUCGAUGACCCUUUAAGUGCUCUCGAUGCUCAUGUCGGUCAGCAGGUUUUCGAGAAAUGCAUAAAAAGGGAACUGGGGCAGAAGACGAGAGUUCUCGUUACAAACCAACUCCACUUUCUCUCACAAGUCGAUCGGAUUUUACUUGUCCAUGAUGGCACAGUGAAAGAAGAGGGAACAUACGAAGAGCUAUCGAGAAGCGGCCCUCUGUUUCAACGGUUGAUGGAAAACGCGGGGAAAGUCGAAGAAUAUGCCGAAGAAAAUAGAGAAUCUGAGACAGAUCAAACUUCUUCAAGACCCAUUGUGAAUGGAACAACAAAUGAUCUACAGAAGGAUGGAAAAGAUUCAAAGAAACCUAAAGAAGGAAACUCUGUGCUCAUCAAACAAGAAGAACGGGAAACUGGAGUUGUGAGUUGGAAAGUUCUGAAGAGGUACCGGGAUGCACUAGGAGGUUCAUGGGUAGUGAUGGUACUGUUUUCAUGCUAUGUCAUGACAGAAGUAUUUCGGGUUUCAAGCAGCACAUGGUUGAGUGAGUGGACUGAUUCAUCAUCCCCAAAGAGCCAUGGACCUGGUUUCUACAAUCUCGUUUACGCUCUUCUUUCGUUUGGACAGGUUUUGGUGACAUUAACCAACUCAUACUGGCUGAUCACUUCCAGUCUAUAUGCAGCCAAAAGGCUGCAUGAUGCUAUGCUUGGUUCUAUACUGAGAGCUCCAAUGGUGUUCUUCCACACCAAUCCUCUUGGACGGAUUAUCAAUCGUUUUGCGAAAGAUCUCGGAGAUAUUGACAGGAACGUCGCUGUAUUCGUAAACAUGUUCAUGGGUCAAGUCUCGCAGCUUCUUUCAACUGUUGUCUUGAUUGGAAUUGUGAGCACUUUGUCCUUGUGGGCGAUCAUGCCUCUCUUGGUCUUGUUUUAUGGAGCUUACCUCUAUUACCAGAGUACGGCUCGUGAGGUGAAGCGGUUGGAUUCCGUUUCGAGAUCGCCCGUUUAUGCGCAGUUCGGAGAAGCACUGAACGGCCUAUCGACAAUCCGUGCUUACAAGGCGUAUGAUCGGAUGGCUGAGAUCAACGGAAGGGCGAUGGAUAACAGUAUCAGAUUCACUCUCGUGAACAUGAGCGCGAACCGAUGGCUUGCGAUCCGUCUGGAAACUUUGGGCGGUCUCAUGAUCUGGCUAACAGCCUCGUUCGCCGUUAUGCAGAACGGAAGGGCGGAGAACCAACAAGCGUUUGCAUCUACGAUGGGUUUGCUUCUCAGUUAUGCUCUGAACAUCACUAGCUUGUUAACGAGCGUUCUGAGACUCGCGAGUUUGGCCGAGAACAGUUUGAAUGCGGUUGAGCGUGUUGGGAAUUACAUCGAGUUACCAUCGGAGGCUCCACCCGUCAUUGAAAACAACCGUCCUCCUCCCGGAUGGCCGUCUUCCGGAUCCAUAAAGUUUGAUGACGUUGUUCUACGUUACCGCCCUCAGUUGCCUCCCGUUCUUCAUGGGGUUUCCUUCUUUAUUCCACCUACGGAUAAGGUUGGAAUCGUUGGAAGGACUGGGGCCGGGAAAUCGAGUCUACUGAACGCGUUGUUCCGAAUUGUGGAGCUGGAAAAAGGAAGGAUCUUGAUCGAUGAAUGCGAUAUCGCCAAGUUCGGACUCAUGGAUCUGCGUAAAGUACUCGGAAUCAUUCCACAAUCGCCGGUUCUUUUCUCAGGAUCUGUGAGAUUUAACCUCGACCCGUUUAACGAACACAACGAUGCUGAUCUCUGGGAAGCUCUGGAGAGGGCUCACCUGAAGGAUACUAUCCGCAGGAAUCCUCUCGGUCUCGAUGCCGAGGUGUCGGAGGCGGGAGAGAAUUUCAGCGUCGGGCAGAGGCAGUUAUUGAGUCUUUCGCGUGCGCUAUUGCGGCGAUCUAAGAUACUUGUACUCGACGAAGCGACUGCAGCCGUCGAUGUUAGAACCGACGCUCUCAUUCAGAAGACAAUCCGAGAAGAAUUCAAGUCAUGCACGAUGCUAAUCAUCGCUCACCGCCUUAAUACCAUCAUCGACUGCGACAAAAUCCUUGUCCUCGACUCUGGCAGAGUUCAAGAAUUCAGUUCGCCCGAAGAACUUCUCUCGAGAGAAGACAGCGCUUUCUCGAAGAUGGUUCAGAGUACAGGAGCCGCAAAUGCAGAGUACUUGCGUGGUUUGGUGCUCGAAAACAGGCGACCCCGAGGGGACGAUGACGACGGCCCGAGACAGAUGGAGGGACAGAGGAGAUGGAUGGCGUCUUCUCGCUGGGCUGCGGCCGCUCAGUUUGCGUUGGCUGUGAGCCUGACUUCGUCGCAUAACGAUCUUCAACGACUGGAGAUUGAAGACGAGAGCAGUAUCCUGAAGAGAACGAAGGAUGCCGUUGUAACUCUACGCAGCGUUUUGGAAGGGAAACACGACAGAGAGAUCGAGGAAUCGCUCGUUGAACGCGAAAUCUUGAGGGAGGGCUGGUGGUCGUCCCUCUACAAAAUGGUCGAAGGGCUGGCGGUGAUGAGCAGACUGGGGAGGAACAGAAUGCAGCACCCUGAUUACAACUUCGGUGCCAAAUCUUUUGAUUGGGAUAAUGUCGAAAUGUAGACCAAAGUUAGGUCUCCGCCUCUGUUAACCUCGAGACCCAUUUUGAUGGCGAGACUGAAUUCUGAUUUCCUUGUGAUCCACGGAAGAUGGAAAUGUCAUUUGAUUGUUUUGCUUGUUUAACACGUAACCAGAGAGAGAGUGAUGUACGAGGUAAUUCAGAAAAUGGAUUCAAUUGCUCGAGGUAUUUAAUUGCAGAAAACAUAAUGCAUGAAUGUAUGCAUGGCCUCCA
Messenger RNA from Tarenaya hassleriana, 5333 nucleotides. RefSeq names its product ABC transporter C family member 2. The record is from RefSeq and is a predicted model, not a curated record. The transcript is spliced from 27 exons. Gene Ontology annotation, cellular component: membrane. Gene Ontology annotation, molecular function: ATP binding; ATP hydrolysis activity; ABC-type transporter activity. NCBI's taxonomy places the organism in Eukaryota, Viridiplantae, Streptophyta, Magnoliopsida, Brassicales, Cleomaceae. Bases 236 to 5104 code for a protein of 1622 amino acids. Gene Ontology annotation, biological process: transmembrane transport.